GAUGAAAUGUCGCGUAGAUCACGAUUUCUUUUAAUUCGUUUAGGAUAAAGUUUUCACUAGUAUUUGGUGUCAUUUUAUUCCUACUUCGGUAUUAGUGUUAGGAAAUCAUGAAUAUAGAUUUUGGUGAUGUCGUUGCCGGUGUCUCAGUAUGAAGCCCUUCUGGCUGAGAUGCGCGGCCUGAGGCGGAAGGCGCAGCGCGUCCAGCAAAUCGCGAAACCGCUUCUACAGGGCGAUUCUUCCAACUUGUUCUCUUCGUUGGACGAUGCCGUCGUCUCGUCUGGCGGUCUGAGAAAGUACCGUUCUCAUUCCGAACAAGUUUAUAACAAUGGGUCGUCUGAACCAUUAGAUUAUACCAUGGAAUCAUUACUUCUCGGCAGACACAAUUCUACUUCACCGAAUUACGACCAUGGAGUCGCAAGCAGUGUCGAGGGCGACAACGUUUGCAGCGAAGACGAAUACGGGGGCGCUACAACAAAUAGCACAAAAUUAUCGGUCAGCAGUGAACCGACGCCAGACAGCAAUCGUAUUGCUGGUCUUUACCAUGGCACAUGGCCGGUAGAAAGAACCAUGUGGAAUUCAGAACCUGCAAGUUUGGGCACAAAAGCGGACCAACAGAAUGCCAGAAAAAAUAUCGGAAAUCAAAUGGAAGUAACUAGUGUAAUGAGUUUCGCAUCCAGUUCAGGUGGGGUACCUCUGGACAGGGUUUUAGACAGUCCUGAUAGAAGUAAAUGGUCUUCCCAACAGCUGGAAGCAAAAAUGGACGUAGUACAUAGCCUUUUAUCAAUGUUAGGAGGACAGGAGCAUAUUGAUAUGGGUGAAACGCUAUUAGCUCUCAGCACUUGUCCUGAAAGUUGUCUUGCUAUGCGCCAAUCAGGUUGUAUACCGUUGCUUGUUCAAUUGGUGCAGUCCGAUAGAGACGGUGAUACUAGAAAGAAAGCAGCACAAGCUCUACAUAAUUUAGUUCAUUCCCAACCUGAUGAAAAAUUAAGGAAACGAGAAAGUAGAGUGUUAAAAUUACUAGAACAUUGUCGAGCUUACACAGAAGCACUAAAAAAUAAUACAGAUUUGGACCAAAUUGACGUCAGUAGUACAAAUUCGGAAGACGGUGAUAGGCAUCCUGUACAAACAGUAGCCCAUUUGAUGAAGUUAUCAUUUGAUGAAGGUCACAGACAAGCUAUUUGCCAGUUGGGUGGCAUACACACAAUUGCUACGUUAGUUGAGGUGGAGCAUACAAUGCACGUAAACACUUCAAUUGAAUCACACUGUAUAUUAAUGCGUAGAUACGCUUGUAUGGCACUGACAAAUCUCACUUUUGGUGACAGCGGAAACAAGGCAUUGCUAUGUUCUUUCAAAGAUUUCAUGAGAUCCUUGGUCGUUCAACUACACAGUUCCAGUGACGAGUUAAGACAGGUGACAGCCAGCGUGUUACGGAACCUAUCUUGGCGCGCAGACUCUACAUCUAAAGAAAUUUUAAGAGAAGUCGGUUCAGUAACGGGUUUAAUGAAAGCCGCCAUGAUGGACAACAAAGAAAACACUCUAAAGUCGAUAUUAUCAGCCCUUUGGAACCUAUCCGCACAUUGUACAGAAAAUAAGUCCGAAAUAUGCGCCGUAGACGGCGCCUUAGGUUUCCUCGUGGAUUUACUAACCUACAAAACGCCGACGAAAUCGUUAGCUAUAAUAGAAAAUUCGGGAGGUAUCCUGAGAAACAUUUCCAGCCAAAUAGCCGUCAGAGAAGACUACAGAGCCAUCCUGCGACGCCAUAACUGCCUACAAAUCCUGCUGGAUCAGCUGAAAUCGCCUAGUUUAACCAUAGUUAGCAACGCUUGCGGAACAUUAUGGAACCUUUCCGCCAAGUGUCAAGCGGACCAAGAGGCCCUUUGGGAAAUGGGUGCGCCUACGAUGCUGAGCAGUCUAAAUCAUUCGAAGCACAAGAUGAUCGCGAUGGGUUCGAGCGCCGCGCUGAAAAACCUGUUAAGCGCCAAACCUCAGAACAUGUUUCAACCUCAACUGGAUGCUACGGCUUUGAGCCUGGAUCUGCCUGCAUUACCGACGCUGGGUGCGAGGAAGCAGAAGGCGUUUAUUCAAAAUCUUGACCAUACUUUAAGCGAAACUUACGAGAACAUUGAAAAAGAGUCUCCGGUGAAAAAAGAACCAAGAAGAAAAGAGGAAAUGCAAGAACUUAACAGUAAUUUUGCAAGUCUGAAUCUAAACGAACCAUCAACGAGUUAUUCCAGUGAUCCUAGAUUGAAUUCUAGAAUAAACCAAACCUAUGGUAGUACCAGUUUACCGUACAAACGGCCGAAUUGUACAUUUAUCCCUGUUAGAAAUAAAUUUUCAGAUUGCGCAUACGACGACGAAAUGGAUAUUUCCGAUCAACCUAUAGAUUAUAGUAAAAAAUAUUCCGAAACAAAGGUGCCAAACGGAGAAAAUCCUAACGCAAGUUCGAGAAAAGACCACAGCAAUUACUCAUUCGGCAAACAAUCUGACGAUAAAGAAAAUUUCGGCAUUUACGCCGAAACGGAUUUGGACCAGCCCACGGACUAUUCUUUGCGCUACGCCGAAGACGAUUCGGAUUCGGAAAUAGCGAAAAACGAGGAUACCAUCAAGACGUAUUUUACCGAGGACACUCCUUACGAGACGCCUUUUAACUUUUCUACGGCCACUUCGAUGUCAGAUUUGAGAAUGGACGAUAAGCAAGUCAUCGAUAACGAUAAGCUAAAGGAAAGGGAAUCUAAAAGCAACAAAAAGAUAAACGAAAGUCCGGAGGAAAAGGAACGGUGCAGUACCGAAGACAUUUCCGUUUUGGAUCACCGUGCUAAAUUAACCGACAAACUUCCGAAGUCCGAACUGAGUUCGGGGCUCAUGUCGCCGGAGAAGCCCGUAAACUACGCCGAAGAAGGUACGCCGGGGUACUUUUCGCGCGUGAGCAGCUUCGGCUCGUUGAAUUCGAUACCAGCCAACGAAACCGUCAAGGACCAAAAAGAAAACGAGAACCGUGAAUUGGAUGGCGAUAGAAAAGUCGAAAAAGUUUCGCCGAAAAUUGCGGCCGAAACUAAGGCUGUCAAAUUCGAAAGGGUCGUCAAUUAUGCUGAAGAAACUCCGCUCAUGUUUUCCAGGUCUAGUUCCUUAGCAUCAUUGGAUAGCAUCGAACAACACUCUAUACACGACGAUAGAAGUUCCGUGGUGUCGGAUUUCAGUCGCCUAACUAGCGGUAUAGUCUCUCCAAGUGAAUUACCAGACUCUCCUACGCAAACUGUACCUCCCAGUCCCAAGCCUAGGAAAACUUCGUCGGAAUAUCCCUCCAGCUCAAAGGGAAGGACACCACAACCAGUGCCAAGAUCUUUACCCAAACCGAGCGUUUUUGAAGAUAAUGUUACCAAAUUUAAAGAAGAAAGUACGCCAAUUCAAUUUUCAACUGCCACUAGUUUGAGUAGUUUGACCAUUGACGAUCCUGAAGAUGCUGAGGACGAGCAGGCUAGUGGACAAAAAACCUUGGAAGAUGGCACGCAUGAAGAAGAUAAAGUAGAAAAUGAAGAAAUCGAGAAAAAGGACGAAGAAAAAGAAACGGCAGCGUCCGAUAUUAUUGAUGAAUUUAUUGUUGAAUCAGAUGUAGAUGAAGAUAUACUGGCGGAUUGCAUCAAUAUCGGCAUGCAGAAUAACAGGCACAAUCAGUCCAAAAACAUUCCAACAUCGACCCCAACGAAGUUACCUGUCUCUAGUUUUAAGUACACGCCCAAAGGAGUUCAAAAUAGCAGCAUACCCAUGUCCAGAUCUAUUCCCAGGAUGAUCUCGCAACCGAAUCAGUCGAGAUCUUUCGAUAAUCAUUUGAGUAUUACAGGAAAUCAGGGCGACACCUUAAGAUCCUACUGUACUGAAGAUACGCCUGUCAGAUUGAGUAAUGCGGCGUCCAAUUCGGAUUUGAGUUUGUUGUCAGUCUCGAACGGCAAAGACGGGUCAAGGAAAGGCGAUUAUUUGUCGGACGACAGCAGUAACUUGUCAGGCGAAAACGACAACAUCUUAGCCGAAUGCAUCCAAUCGGCUAUGCCCAAAGCCAAAAAAGAUUCCAAACCGCUCGCCAAACCGUCCCCGCCGCGCCGCAACGUUCCAUCUGGAAAAUUCGCGCCGGGGACAGUUGACGCGAGGCGGCAGGAAGCCCCGAAAGUGCCCCCGUCAUCGACGGAUUCGAGAAGUCGAAGGGAUCACUCGCUGCCCGUAUAUCUAAACGCGGGGGACGAAGUGGAGAAUUACGAUGUCGAGAAUAGUCCUUGUCAUUUUUCGUUGAGGAGCAGUUUGAGUGAUUUGACCGUGGACGGGAGCGUGGCCGCGCUGAAGAGGAAUGGUCCUAACAGUCAAAACGAAUGUCCUUUGGCCAGAUCUGAGCUUAUUGAAGUUAAAGAACCACAAUCGGCAAAUUCAACAAUUCAACACAAUGUUAGCCAACAAUCCAGGAGAGAAUCUUUAUCUUCCAUUAGUGUAGAAUCAUUAGGAUCCCUAGAAGCUGAACAGGCUCUAUUGGCACAAUGCAUAUCGUCAGGAAUGCCCAAAAGCCAUUCGGAUACAAGAAGUAAACCUUUGGAUAUACCCAAACCAAGAUCGAAUUCGAUGAACCCCGUAUCGCACUCUUACGAUUCGUCGAGCCCCCCAUCGUCCGACAUCCAUCCAAAAAACGUGAGUGCUGCGUCUGUUGCCGGGAGCACGCGAGAACCUCGAUUCGCGAACGAACCGCAUCCCGCAACAAAUCAGUCCAGCGCGGUAGCAGGCGUAGAAAAAAAUCAAGAAAUCCAGCGGGAGAAAGGGACAAAGGCGGAGGAGAGCAGAGAUCGAGUUCCAGAGGCGCCAGGGAGAACAGGGAUCCCAACAAGGAGCACUCCGCCAACCGAUACAUCACGGGUCAGAUGCUCGCCUUCAGACGAGAUCUCAUCCCCAGGAACAGUGAAGAAUGGAUCUAGAGACUCGUUGCACAAAAUUUUGGAUGUAAUGGAGGAGCGAUUGAUAAGAAGUUGCGAAGACUCUAAAGUCGUAGACAAUCGAAUGCUUGAUCCUGACGCAAUGAUUGAAUCGUUGGACCGUUUCACAGCUGAAUUAGUAUCGCAAGCCAGCCAUCUUAACAAGGAUGAAAACUACAAAGUUUCGACAGGAGAUAACACUUGGAAUGAUGAGGUUUCUCCCAGUGACAUUACCUUUCCGAGUUUAUCAGGCAGUGCGCCCAAUGUUAUUACUUUUAGUCACGAGGAAGAGGAGGUACAACAAGACCUAAAUGACUUUCCCGAUGAUGGCAACCAACCCUCCAACGAUUUUUCUUCGAUAAACACCUCCACCAUGACGGAUAGCACACUAAUAGCUUUCGAAGCUAGCAAAAUGGCUACAGUUUUUAAACAAGAGGCCGAAAUGUCGGCUAGCAUCACGAGUGCCGCUUCUUUAGAACUAGACAACAUUCAACCUCCUUCGCAGUUAAAUUCCUUAACAAACAGUGCAGUUGGUUUAACAAGAAGCCCUAAACUGCCCAGAAGAAAGAAGUCCUUACCGGCUGGAUUGAUGAUACGUCGAGCUCUUAGUAAUUCUUUAAACAACGGUUCCAGCUUGGAAAGUCUCUCGAACUUGGACCAUGUAAAUCCCCCGUCAGACUUAUUAUUCGACAUGGAGGGGAGUAUGACGAGCCUAGCUAGUCUACCUAGCGACCAAAGAGCCGACUUCAUGAUCAACGGGAUCAUCCACAAAGACACCAUUCACAGCAGCCAACAUCCUAUUUUUGACUUGAAACAACCGUUUAGCGAGUUGGAAAAUAUAAACCCUCCGUCGUUGUUCAACGAAAUUACAGAUUUUUGCAAUUCUUUGGCCGACGUACCUACAGAAGCGAUUUGCAGCGAAACGGAUAUAUUCGAAGACUGUUUUACUCAUGUCGCUGACGAUGAUGGAACUGCUGCAGAUUUUACUAUUGCUUAUGAUGCAGUAGAUGGGAUAUCUGAUUCUAUUAACGAAACUUUAAAUAAUAUUGAAGAUGAAGACGAAGAUACAACUCUAUUUUCGGACGCGAGAAGCAGUUUGGACUCGACGCCAAAAAAGAGCAAAAGCCAUUUGAGUAAAUCUAUGACGACCAAGCAAAGAAGAAACCAAGCUAGAGAUAGAUAUAAAACUUAUACUAUCGGAUUAGAAAUGGUGAUGCGGGAAGAAAUAGAAAAACAGAAAGAAAGCAGCGAAUCUGCUACUGGUGACUAUAAAACAGCCGGUAUAGACAGCGGCGUUGGAGAAGCGGACAGUACAACCUCUUCACCUACUUUUGCCUUAAGAAAAGAAAAAUUGACGCCAAAGGAGAGAAGAUUGAUGAAUAGAUCCCGUUUCGAAACCCAAAUUUUGGAUCAAUCCAUUACUAACAUCCUCCAACAACCCGUGAUAGACUCGCCGCCACUGCAAGAUUCGACCGUUCAAAAUUCCAACUCGAACAGCUGCUCCUCGUCGCCCUCUCAAAGUCCCGCUAAAAGUAAACUGAGCAUCAGGAGGAACUUUAUCCAAAAGAGGUUCGAAAACAAGGAACGGUUUAGGACUAGGACGCUGAGCGAGACGAGUUUUUCGCCGGACGUGUCGUCUUCUUCACCGCCGUUGAACGGCGACAGCGAGGUCCAGCUUCAUCUGCAAAAAGAAGCCAAUAGGGUAUUAAAGACGCUCAGAGAUACCAAAACACAAGACGAACUAUUGGACUGCGAGACUCUUAGUCUGGUGAGCAACGACGACGAUUCUGAAUACAACUCUGGAAGUUCUGUGAAUUACAGAACUUAUCACAAGAGUUGGGGAUUUAAAAAGAACGUUCCCGUUAUAACAGACGAACCAGCUCGCGUUCUAGAACGUGGUCCUGUGGAAGAUAAUGCUUUCGACGAAGACGAAGAGCAGGAACAAGAAAAACGAUCGUUAGGCAAACCGAAAAUCGUGAAACCAGAUGAGAAACCGGUAGAAGAAGAGGUUGCGGUAAUUGAAGAACAAUCGAAAGGCGUAAGGGGUCGCAGAAAACCGUUAUAUUCCAAAACCAUUACUAGCUCUACACCGAAAAGUCUCAAACCGGUCAAAACCAUGACCUCCACUCUCGUGAAGAACGUCUCAUCUACUUUUAAAUCGGGAACGGCGCUGAAAAACGUCGUAACGAGACAGAAUAAAAAUAUCACACCACCCGUUCAGAGUCGAGCUUCGAGUGGAUAUGGCAGCAGAAGCGUUUCAAAGACGGCUUCACCUAAGACGAGUCCUGCACGAACGCCUUUGAGUAGUAGAUGCAGUCCGAAACAUACACCUUUGACUAAAACUCAACUUACACCAUUAAAAGGUGCAGUUAAUACUUCGUUAGAUCGGCAAGGCACAUUUACCAAAGACGAAUCGUCGCCUAGCAGCACCACUCCAAAAUCCACCAGUAAAAUUCCAAUGGUUUCGAAAAUUCCCGCAUUUACAUCAAAAAUCGCUGUAUCUAAACUGCCCAGCCCGACGCACGCUUCAAAAAUUCCCGGAAAACCGCCCGUAAACAGGACCAAUGGUUUCGUAAAAUCCGCUAGUUCUGACAGAGCUAAUAGGAAUCCUAAGGUUUACAACAGAUCGACCAGCGCUGAUAGUAGAGAGCCGACGGCUAGGAAGAUCCAAGCUAGCCCGUCCAGUCAUAGCUUGAAAAAUGAAGUGAAGGUACAGCAGAAUGGAGCCGUUAAGAAGUCUUCAAUACCCAGCUUUACACAAAGGUCUAACAGCAAUUCAAGUCUUAAUUCUACAGGAAGCUCUAAUACCGUCAAAAAGCAAGUGACAAGCAAAAUUGCUAGCCUAUGGAAGAAAAUCGAAGAUAGUAAAAAACAGCCUCCCAAACAAGAUAGUCGCGUUUGGAUACAACCUGAUGCCGAAAAAGAACCUCCUCGUUUGAUUAGGAGCAACACUUUUGACAACAAAGAUGGACUAGCAUUGAAGAAUACACAAGAAAAUGACAACGUAUGCAUUUCCAGGUUAGAUCCGUAUGAGUUCACUGAUGAUGGAGAUGGAGUUUCGACUGAUAGUUUUUAAUUUGUAUAAUCCCAUUUCAUUUUUAAAGAGCAUUUGGUUCUUUUAACGUUCCUGGAGUUUAUCUUCAAAAUAUGUACCAUGUGUGUAUACAUUGCUUGAUAUAUUGCAAAUGUAUUUGCUGUUAUUUGAAAUGUUCAAUUUGUGCUUGCUAUAAAAAUUACCAAUUACCAUUUGUUUUUUAAAAUGUUUAUUGUAUUUGUUACAUUAAUGGAAAUUUAGCUAUUUACCAUAGACUUUACUUUGUUUAGGGAUAUUAAUAUUAAAUUAUAAAAAAAAUUAACCUAUUUCUGUCAAGAUGCUCUACUUUUUAUUAUAAAUAUCUAUUUAUGUAAGUAACAGUGAAAAUUUCGAUUUUUUUUAGUUUUAAGUUAUCGGAUUGUACUUUCUAGUCGCAGUUUAAUUGUAUAAGACUGUAUAUUGUAUUUAUUUAGGUAGUUAUUAGUAUCUUGUUCUCCGUGAUAAUUUAGCGUAAUUUGUAUAUAAAUAUAUUACUAUAUAGAAAGAUGCGUAGAAUUAGCCCAUAAUUUUUUAAGAUUUGUAUUUAAUUUUCGUUGAACGGCCCAGAUCAUAUGGUCUCAGUCGUUCUAGUUUAGAGGCUGUUUUAUCACAUAUUCUAGAUUCUAAAAAUCGUUUAUAUGAUUAAAUUUGCUUUACUUUGA
Messenger RNA from Psylliodes chrysocephalus, 8681 nucleotides. Lineage: Eukaryota; Metazoa; Arthropoda; Insecta; Coleoptera; Chrysomelidae. The record is from the annotation of a GenBank genome assembly.